GCGAUGGCGGCGGCGGUGGCAGCAGCAGCAGGGGCUGCGGGCGGUCGGGGCUCCGGGCCAGGGCGACGGCACCAUCUUGUACCCGGGGCCGGUGGGGAGGGGGCCCCAGGGGGCGCAGGGGACUACGGGAACGGCUUGGAGUCUGAGGAACUGGAGCCUGAGGAGCUGCUGCUGGAGCCCGAGCCGGAGCCCGAGCCCAAAGAGGAGCCGCCCCGGCCCCAUGCCCCGCCGGGAGCUCCGGGCCCUGGGCCUGGCUCGGGAGCCCCCAGCAGCCAGGAGGAGGAGGAGGAGCCAGGACUGGUCGAGGGUGACCCGGGGGACGGCGCCAUUGAGGACCCGGAGCUGGAAGCGAUCAAAGCUCGAGUUAGGGAGAAGGAGGAAGAAGCUGAGAAGCUAAAGGAGCUACAGAACGAGGUAGAGAAGCAGAUGAAUAUGAGUCCACCUCCAGGCAAUGCUGGCCCAGUGAUCAUGUCCAUUGAGGAGAAGAUGGAGGCUGAUGCCCGUUCCAUCUAUGUUGGCAAUGUGGACUAUGGUGCAACAGCAGAAGAGCUGGAAGCACACUUUCAUGGCUGUGGUUCAGUCAACUGUGUUACUAUACUGUGUGACAAAUUUAGUGGCCAUCCCAAAGGAUUUGCAUAUAUAGAGUUCUCAGACAAAGAGUCAGUGAGGACUUCCUUGGCCUUAGAUGAGUCCCUGUUUAGAGGAAGACAAAUCAAGGUGAUCCCAAAACAAACCAACAGACCAGGCAUCAGCACAACAGACCGGGGUUUCCCACGAGCCCGAUACCAUGCCCGGACCACCAACUACAACAGUUCCCGCUCUCGAUUCUACAGUGGUUUUAACAGCAGGCCCAGGGGUCGUGUCUACAGGGGCCGGGCUAGAGCGACAUCAUGGUAUUCCCCUUACUAAAAAAAGUGUGUAUUAGGAGGAGAGAGAGGAAAAAAAGAAGAAAGAAGGGAAAAAAAAAGAAUUUAAAAAAAAAAAAGAAAAACAGAAGAUGACCUUGAUGGAAAAAAAUAUUUUUUUAAAAAAAAAAGAUAUACUGUGGAAGGGGGGAGAAUCCCAUAACUAACUGCUGAGGAGGGACCUGCUUUGGGGAGUAAGGGAAGGCCCAGGGAGUGGGGAAGGGGGCUACUCAUUCACUCUGGGGAUUCGCCAUGGACACGUCUCAACCGCGCAAGCUGCUCCCCGUUUCCCUGUCCCCCUUUGCCCCCUUGUGCGCUGCUCAAGGGUAGGUGGGCAUGGGUGAUAGGAGGGUUUUUUUUUACCCAGGGCUCUGGAAGGACACCAAACUGUUCUGCUUGUUACCUUCCCUCCAUCUUCUCCCUAGCUUUCACAGUCCCCUCCUGCUUGUUCCUGUCCUGCCAGGUCUACCACCCACCCCACUCCUCUUUUCUGGCUCCCUGCCCCUCCAGAUUGCCUGGUGAUCUAUUUUGUUUCCUUUUGUGUUUCUUUUUCUGUUUUGAGUGUCUUUCUUUGCAGGUUUCUGUAGACGGAAGAUCUCCGAUCCACUCCCAGCAGCUCCAGUGUAAAUUCCCCUUUCCCCUGGGGAAAUGCACUACCUUGUUUUGGGGGGUUUGGGGGUGUUUUUUGUUUUUCAGUUUUUUGUUUUGUUUUGUUUUCCUUUGCCUUUUUUUCCCUUUUGUUUGGAGGGAAUGGGAGGAAGUGGGGACAGGGAGGUGGGAGGUGGAUUUUAUUUUUUUAGCUCAUUUCCAGGGAGUGGGAGUUUUUUUUUUAAUAUGUGUCAUGAAUAAAGUUGUUUCUGAAAAUAAA
Kogia breviceps (pygmy sperm whale) is the source of this 1773-nucleotide messenger RNA. The record is from RefSeq and is a predicted model, not a curated record. Lineage: Eukaryota; Metazoa; Chordata; Mammalia; Artiodactyla; Physeteridae.